CUGUAAAGUCUGUGAGUCACUGCACAACCUAUCAAUCCAAUUAAAUGUCUUGAGCGAGCCGAGCAGGCGGUGCUGCCGCCGCCGCCGCUCGCCCAGCCGCGGCCGCCCCUUCUCGCAGCGCCCCUCUGAUCCAUGGCUGUCUGUACUUGUUACGGUGUAACCUCCUCCUCCGCCUCCUCCGCCUCCUCCUCAGGAGCCGCUGCAACUUCCCCUCAGCCAGCCUCCUCCUCUGCUUGGGGACUGCAAAGGCAUGGGAUAGACCUAGAGCCACUUCUCUCUCCCCUCCAGCCCUCGCUCAAUCUCCCCCCUUUAAAUUAAAGUCUAUUCCUCGCUCCUCGUCGUUUUAGGGAUUUAUUUGUCAGUCUUUUAUUUCCUCUGAUUUUAUUUUCCCUCCCUGGGGCAGGGGGGUCGCAGGGGCCGGUGGGUUUAUUUUAGGGAAGGGGCUCUUCCCCCCCCCCCGUUUCUCCUUGUCCCUUUGCGGCCGUGACUUGAUUUUCCUGCCCCUCUCCGCUCCCACCCCUCGAACUCAGCGUCCUGCACUCGAGUGACGCAGCGACACCCUCCGCCCACAGCCCAGACGUCCCCUCCCUCGCUGCCACCCCGACCCGUCUCGGGGCUGGACCUGGUGCCGACUUCACAGAAGGGACUUUGGGUUUGGUGGCUCAGGAUGUCAGAGUGAGGAAAUCGCCUCUGCUAGCCUGUUUGAAGACACUCGUCACAUGUCUCAGCUUCUUUUUUCUUCAAACUGGCUAGAUCCAUGAGGAAAAAUCAUCGUUCUGAAUCAUGGGCAUUACCCUAAAUGCCUCGUUUUUAUGAUUUUUAGUAUCAGCAUGGGCACUUCUGGACUCCUCAGCAACCAGUAAUCACACCAGUGGUCACACAGGAUGGUGUAGUUGCGGAGAUUGGGGACCCUCUGGAUUAGGAGCCUUUCACUUGAGAGAUGUGAACUUAGUGACGCAGGCAUUAGUGUGCAGACCAGUGACUCAUCCCAAAGCAGGCACCAGGGUCUUCACCCUGGUGAGGAUGUAGAAGGAGACCAGUUCUCUGGGAGCCGAGGGCCCCACUAGUAACUACCCUUCCCCAACAGAAGACACCAGGGCUGAGUUCUGCCUCGUUAACUGACCGUUGAGACAAUACGCCACUUAAGCCUGCAACACUCGAAAGCCCUGGAUUUCUAGUUGUCACUUACUACUCCAAAAGGAAAUUGGAACAAGCUUUUGAAAAUGUACACGAAGUACAAACCAUCGGGCCUUGAGGUGUUCUGGAGUGAGUCUUUUGGGAUCUCCCCUGUCUGCCCCACCUCUGUGUGUGGACCAGCAUCCCUCCGCCUGGAUGGAUGAGCUAAGCUGGGAGCCAUUUCCACUCCCUCCCCGGCCACUUGCCUCCGCUCUCAGCUGCCUCUUUGAUCAUGUGGUCAGUCAUACCUUCCCCAGUCAUUUCCUCCCUUCAGAAAUUGGAACUAAGCUAUCAAUUUUGACCUUCUUUUAAAUGCCUUUUGUAGCAUUAAUUCCCUUAGAUACUGAGUAGGAUGAGAUGGAGGGUUUUCCUUCUAUCUGGGGUGAUCACUAUUUGGGGGGAUGAAUUGAGUUAAAGCAUAAUGCAGUCUUUUGCAUCUUUUUUUGACCCGCAGCGAGUCAGAAAGACAGCCCUAGUGGUGCGCAGAGAAGGGCUCCCAGUUUGGGCCUCUCACAAGCCCGAGCAGUGAUGCUGCCCGCAGGGGCCACACAGCCCCCUCUGUGCACCUGUCAAUCAGCGGCCACUAGGCUCUGGGCCUCUAGGAAGCACUAGUGGCCACAGAGGGCUGCAGGUUAAAGCAGUGGAUUUUGUUGUUGCUAGUGGGGAUGACAGAAGUGGUGGUUUGCAAAAGUAGAUUUAAUAUUCUUAAUUUAAAAAUCAUAACAUUUAUUUUGACAGCUCCGAGAGUGAUUUAAAAUUUUUUUCCAAGGCAUAGCUUUUAAACAGUUGAAAAACAUUGAGUUUAAAAGAACAUUUUUGAUUGCUUGUGUUUUUCUUUUAAUGUUUGCAUUUUUUUCCCACAAUGCCUUAAAAAAUAUAAAAGCUACGAAAUGCUCCCUUUUAACACAUAGGUACUCUUCCAGUUUCUCUUUGGACAUUGGGCAUAAGGCCUCACUGCCAUUCACUCUGUGAUCACAGCAAGAAGAAUCUAGGCCCCAGUGAGCAGGUGGGAUCUGAUAUAUCAGUCUGAGAAGCUGAGCUUUAUCAUUAAAAUUGAGCUGAAGACAUCUUAAUUCUGCAUGGAGUCUUUCUUUUUUAAUGUCAGCUGCCAUCACAGAAACGCUGCUCAUUCUUUUUUUCCUUACCUGCUUAGGCACAAGUAAGGAAGCCCUUUAGGCUCCAGUUUAAUUGAGUAAAGAUGUUCUCAGGCUUACAUAUGAAAUAGCUGGAUGGGGAAGAAAGGAAGUCAUGGUUUUCAAAAUGAGGUCCGCAGACCAGCAUCACCUGGAAACUUGAUGGAAAUGCACAUCUUGGGCCUCCACACCAGACGGACUGAAUGAGAAUCUGGGAUAGUGUGUGUGUGUUUGGGGGUGGGGGGCAGCAUUCUGUGUUAACUAGCCCCCUUGGUGAGUCUGAUGCUCCCCCAAGUUUGAGAACUAAAGAUCGAAGGAGGCAUCCCUGCCCACCCGCUGUGCCUCGGAUACUGACAAAUCUCCUUACCCAGGGUCUGCCCUGUACAGCUGUGCCCUCUGAGAUCCGUUCAGCCUUCCCCUUUGUCAUACCCUCCCUCCCAUGCCAAGUUUACAGUCAGAGCCAAAGACACACAUCUCUGUCUUUGUUUUACAAUCCUUCUCUGGCUGUCCCUCAGUGUCUUUUCUCAUUCUUUCCAUUUACUAUUCAUCCAGUGACUCUUUCUGGAGCAUCUUCGGUGUAUCAGGGACUGCCCUAACCUGAGAACACAGAGACGAACGGAACAGUCUGAAACCCUCAGAGGGCUUACCGUCUGGGGUGGGAAACGGACAUUGAGAGACAAUCCCGCCUUAAACAGAAACCUCAGAUCCUAUCCCCUUCAGAAGUCCCCUGGUCACCUCAGUCUGUACUAAUCUCUCAGACUCCCUGCUGUGGGAGCCAUUCAUAAUCUGGAAUUGCAGACUCCCAAACAGGUGAUAUCUUCUCCUGUUUCUCUGGUUCUUUCUCUUCUGAGGAAUCUCCCAGUGACAUGUGACUUUUGACUAUCUGCCCAAGCGGAUGGUAGCUUUUGAGGGCAGGGUCCUUCCUAAUGAAAGCAGCACAACUGCAAGCCAGGUUUAGUAUCUGGAGAGGUUUAUUCACUAUUAAACUUCCUGGAAGACUCCGGCAGAGAAGUGUUCAUUUGUAUUUGCUACCCUUGAGUUUUGGUCUCUAUUUUCAAAACUUAGAUCGCUGCAGUUACUACUUGCCAAAAUUUACGUUAAGCAAAUCAGAAUGCUAGGAGUUUCUUUCUAGCAAGCUUCUUGGGGAGGGAGGGUGUUUUAUCUGGACCCUUAUAUUAAGAGCCAGUGAAUAUUCAAUAAAAGAGUGGCUGUGGUUAGUUUUAGGCCCCUCUGGGUGGGCAGGAAAGGGAGGGAGCGCCCACCUCACUCCCCCAUGUGGGGAUCUCUAACCAGCCCUGAAGCUCGGGCCCCUUCUGGGCCUUUGACUGAAAGAUUGGGUAGAAGACAUGAGCUUUGGGGCCUGGGUCUUCUCAAGCCAAGGGAGGAGGCAAAGUGGGGCGCCAAGCCUCGGGGUGGCCUGGAAACCGACUUAUCACAGGCCCCCUUUGGUGAACUACAGGCUACCACCCCGGUGUCCAGGUCCACCGCCAAGGGGCCUCUCGGGCAGGAACAGCAGACACCCCCUUCCCUCUUGUCAGCUUGAAGCCCCUAAUGAGCUCCAGCCACUGCUCCAUCCUCAGGCUGCAGCCAAGUGAGGCCUUUUAACACGUCACCUGCCUCUCCAGUGGCCUGAAGAGCUAUUGCUGUUGUCUUAGCGCGCCCGCCCGAGGAAAAGGCUUCAGGCAGCCUGGCCCUUGGGUUCCUGCGAAGCUUGUCUUUUCUUUGAAUUGUGUCUGCUCCAAGGUGUGGCGUUCACACAGCACCGAGUGAGGGUCCUUCUCACUUCCAGGAGCUGGAGGCCUCUUCUGAACGUGGGCAGAUGGGACUCUCAACAGUGUGUUAAGCAAACUUUAGGAAAACUUUAAUUUUUUACAAAUUUUAAAUUAAAAAAAAAUUUUUUUUAACGUUAAGGUUCUACGUAGGAGUGAGGAUUAGAUUUUACUAUGUUGUUUUUCACUCCUUUCUGUAAAAAUGUAGAUAGACUUCAGAUUACAAGUCAGGAUUGUGUGCAUUUUGCAAUCUUACUGGGUGUGUAGAGCAGUGUUGCCUCGUAAAAUGAAAUAGAAAAAUGAAGGCAAACCUGCUUGGAGCCAUACAUACUCUAUCAUGAGUCCUUAUUUACACAUUUGAGAAGCGUCCAGGAUUCGAUUCGUCUUGCCUAUUUGCGCUCACAGAUUUUGCUUACACGGGCCCUCCUCUGUCCCCUUCCAGAGAGCAUUACGAAUGUCUUACCAGGCUUUCCCUAAAUCAUUAAGAUUAUCACACAGCUAUGACCAGCUAGAUCAUUCUAAUUGGAAAUUAGGCGCUUCUCAUGUUGAAAUCUCUCUGAAAAGUAUCUCCAUAGAUCUCCCGCAGCAAUGGGAAUUCUGCUAAAUGCCUCUAGUACCACGUGCUUUUUAAGUAUUUAAGUUCUAUGUGCUCAGUGAUUAUUUCUAGAGAAGUAUGAGUUAUUGAAAAAGCCCUGUUGUUUUUUCCUGUCAACAAGUCCUUAAAAGACAGCUGUGCAUGAAUGACAAAAAGAAAGGAAAAGUCUAUGUUGUCUUUUCUAAGGGUUACUUCUCCAGAAAACCGGUAAAAAUUUUAAGUGGCGAUGAGCUUACUAAUUUGUUUUGAGCUGUGUAUUUGGUUUACAUUUUGGGACAGUGCUUCUCAAACUUUUUGUGAUGAAGGACGAUCUUGUUUGUGUUUUCCUCCUUUAUAGACUGAUACUUUAGAAAAACAUGACAAAAAUAAUGACUAGAAAAAUGAAAUGAGUACAAAAAUGUAAAAAUAGAAGCCUCGUUUUAAAAAAUUGUAUUUACAGAGAUACAAUUACUCUGUAAAUCUGCUAUAAAAGUUUCUAAACAAUGCAGUAUCUUUACUUACCUCAUCAUGAGCUCGUAACAGUUUACAGACUGGUUCCAUCUAUGGACCACACUUUGAGAAACACUGUUUUAGAGUGUGUGUGCGUGUGCACUUGUGUACUCUGGCACACGUUUGGAUGUAUUGGGUACAUUCAAAUUACAGCAUAUAACGUAGAUUAUAUAACAGCUUUAUAUGAUAAUUAAAUGCAUUUGGUGAGCUCUUUGGUAAAAAUGGAGUUUUUCUAGAAGUGACAUUAAAUGCUUCAAUUGUAAACCAAUACAAAUGGCAUAUAUGUGAAUACCGUUAUCUGUUUCAAAACACAGUUGUCCGGUAAUACUUCUAAAGCAUAAAGUAGAAAGUGUUUUGUAAUGUGAAAUGAAGUCACCUCCUCUCUGAUUCACACUCAAGUUUAAAUGGGCACAGAUACUUUAGAUAGGAAAUGUUCUGUGCAAAGUGUAUAUACAAAUGAGGCUUUUAGCACUGAACAGUAGGAAAUGUUUCUGUCAUGUGAAGCCUUAGAUAAGGGAGUUGUUACUAUCAUACCUUCCUUGCCUUAGAGAACAGUUAAUUAUGGGACUGGUCUUCGGUCCUAGUGAUAGACAGCCAUUUUCUUAAUGUUUACAAAGUGAGAGAAAGUGUUUCCUACAAGCAACUCCACAUUCUUUAUGAGUGUUAACAAAUUCUCCAGCUGAUUCUGACUUGAUGGCUUGCAGCUGUCUUCAUCCUUCUCUCCUGGAGACUGAGGCACGUGAAGGCAGUCACCCGGAGUGGGACCUGUGCACCGGGCUCUGUGUCCACCUGCAUGUCUGUCUGCCUGGAGGGGCAGCGUGGCCUUCUUUCACAAAGCCUUGGGAGGAAGUUCUGGGAAGUUUUAUUAUGGUUAGCCUUAUUCCUUUAGGAUGAGACUCCUAAUUGAAAAUGAUAAUGAGGUGUCUGCGAAGAUGUUCAGCCCCUUGAAGACCAGGCUUUAGUCCUGUGCAGGACUACCCACCUUCUGGCCGAGUGCCCAAGACAGCGUAGAUGCGGGAUGAGUUAAAGGAUUGAAGGAGGCCAUUCAGUAAAAGGCAAGUCGCCUUUAGAAGAAAAACUGGAUAACUACAAAGCACUUUCUUGUGUGUGACGAUAUCAGAAAGAGUGAGUGGCCUUGAGGAGAGCAUUAACACGUGCCUGUGGGUAAGUGGCGUAGAGGGCAUAGGGAGCGAGCGUGGGCCUGGCUUGAUUAGAAGCAUGUCUGCUGGUCUGAACGACGGCGUAAGGACAGCUUUCUUGAUUCACUGGUUGGAAGGUGAGGUCUCUGAGUCAAAGGCGGGUGGACUUGUGAUUGCCGUUUAGCUGGUAGAAGUUCUGAGAUGAAGGACCACUCCCCUGAAGGCACAGACAGCUGAGGGCGUCUCCACUCAGGCCAGAGCACACAAGGAGACCUCCGAGGCUGUGCGUGUCAGGCGAGAUAGGCAGGAGUUAAAAUCCAACCCAUUCCCCAGUGCUCAAGGUCUGAGAUAGGAGGUCAUUGUUUCUUUGAAAUCCCUGCUGGAAUCACAGUAGGUAUUGUUUUAAGAAAUGUGUCGAGUACCCAAACAGCAAUGCUUAUAAUCAGAGCAAAUUUCUUUUAAAUUAGUCCAGUUGCACUCAGGCAUGGCUGCAUGCGAUGAAAUUGAGCCAUGGGAAAACUUGGGCUGGGCAAUCCACCUUCCUCCACUUGAUUCUAGACGGAAAAGCAGUGGCAGCUCAAUCACUGUGGUCAGUUAACACAGUCCAAGCACUUCGCCACAUGUCACCAAACAGGCAGAAAGGCUCUAUGUGUGAUGAGGAAGGAAACGGCAUUUUGAAAGCACACGUGGUUCUACCAAAAUUGUACAUAUUCCCUUUUCUCCAACUGGGUUCUUUUCAUCGCUCUAGGUGUGUUCAAGCUGUAAUCUAUGAUACCGUUACCUGUUUAGGUCAUAGUAUUGUCAGUGUUUUCUUGGGCUUUAAAAAUAGAUCUGUUUGGGGGAGGGAAGUUGAACCUGCAUGGUAACGCCGUAGGCAUGCGAACGCAAGCCCAGGAGCACAAAGUCAAAAUCACGGUUUCCAUGGUAACGUUUAACUUGUCUGUGUUGUACACAUUUCUCAAGAAAUACAUUCAACAGACUACCCAGUGAUAAAAAUUGCUCCACCGGCACACAAAGAUAUAUGUUGGGGAAAGGAGGAAAACGGAAGUUUGACGAGCAUGAAGAUGGGCUGGAAGGCAAAAUUGUGUCCCCCUCCGACGGUCCGUCCAAGGUGUCUUACACCUUACAGCGCCAGACUAUCUUCAACAUUUCCCUUAUGAAACUCUACAACCACAGGCCCCUCACAGAGCCCAGCUUGCAAAAGACCGUGCUCAUCAACAACAUGUUGAGGCGGAUCCAGGAGGAGCUGAAGCAGGAGGGCAGCCUGAGGCCCGCGUUCCCCGCCUCUUCGCCGCCCGCCGACCCGCUGGGCUCCAGCUACCGGGAGGCACCGCCUGCCUUCAGCCACCCCGCGCCCGCGCCCUGCGAGCUGGGCGGCGCUGCGCCCCUGGAGGCCUGCCUCACCCCCGCCUCACUGCUCGAGGACGACCAGGACACGUUUUGCACUUCCCCGGCCGCGCAGCCUGCGGCCCCCGCCAGACUCGCACCUCCUGCCCUCCCGCCGGAAAAGGACAGCUUCUCCUCCGCCCUGGACGAGAUCGAGGAGCUCUGUCCCACAUCUACCUCCAUGGAGGCCGCGGAGGCCACCACCGACGACCCGAAAGGGGACUCCGGCGGGCCCGGCGCGCAGAGACCCGAGGGGCUCCAGGACGGCCGGCCCGACGACCCGAAACUGAUGGACUCCCUGCCCGGCAACUUUGAGAUCACCACGUCCACGGGCUUCCUGACAGACUUGACCCUGGACGACAUCCUGUUUGCCGACAUUGACACGUCCAUGUACGACUUUGACCCCUGCACGUCCGCGUCGGGGACAUCCUCAAAAAUGUCCCCCGUGUCGGCCGACGACCUCCUCAAGACGCUGGCCCCCUACAGCAGCCAGCCCGUCGCCCCGAGCCAGCCUUUCAAGAUGGACCUCACGGAGCUGGACCACAUCAUGGAGGUGCUGGUCGGGUCCUGAGCCCCGGGGCCCGUCGCCUGCACCCCGCACCCCGACAGCUCUCCGCACUGUGCAUGUACCCUUGCUUGCCUUUUUCUGAGAAAAAGAACAUUCUACAAAAGGAUCACACUAGUUUUUGCUUUGAGCAGAGUUGGAGUGCCUUCAUCCAAGUAUGACCACUUUUAAUAUGCUUUUUUGAGUGGUUCCUCAGAGACCUAGUACCCGGGAAUAGGAAAGAAUACAUUUGAAGACAAUGUCGCUAUGUGGAAUGACAAAAAUAAACAGCUCAAGUGAAGCACAAGGAAUAAGUUGGAAAAGCUGUAAAUUGCAUGUGCAUAUUUGUCUAUUUUUUCUAUAAGUUUUAUUGCAAGAGGUAAAAAAAGAAAAUAUAUAUAUAUAUUAUUUAGAUAAUCUCAGUACCUUUUCCGGCAUUUUCGCCCUGUAUAGGUUGACUUGGCAAUUCAGCCUUUUUAGAGGCAUUAACUACUCCUCGUAAGUGUUGCAUUUACAUGGCUGUUUAGAAACUGCUGCCCAAAUUUAUUUUAUAUUUUUGUACAGAUUCCGCAGUUUAUGAUAUUGUUUUUCUAAAAACAAAUGCUGUUUAUACAUAUGAGAUAGCUAUUUUGAUAGGAUUUGCUCACAUAGUUCCUGCAAACUUCAGAUGUACAAGUUGCACUUGUACUUUUAUAGAGUUGUAAUGUUUUAUAUGUGUUUGGUGCAAAGAGAAAAUUGGAUCAAAUCAAUCCGCAGUUGAUGUCCCCAGAUGCGCACACGCGCGCACACACACACACACGCAGCGCUUUAAGAAGGGCCAGGAGAUAUCACACCCAAAUUUCACAAGCACCGACCCCCUGGCAUGAACACCCGCCAGCACUGUGACUUCCAAAGCCAGAGCCACGUCUGCUCAUCAAACUUGCAUUAAGCAGUUGGCGGGAGGUGGCCAUGGAGCUCGGGGUUUAAGUGAUGGUUCUCUUUAGCUCUCUCUCUGGAGGGGAAGGCUACCAAGUACUCGUUGUAUUUAUGCCAAGUCUGCGCUUUUAAUUGUUUUUAUUUUUUUAAACAAAACCCCAGAUCUUUCCCUUUUUGGCAUAAUUUUUAUGAAGACCUGAAAUUUUACACACGAACAAAAUUUUAUGAAAAGCAACUGACCUCUUCAUGGAACUAAACCCUGUUGCGACGCUUAGGGCUCGUCAAGAAGGAACUCUCCCCCAGAAGGCAUCCAUCAUGUCGCUCUGUUGUCUUUUCCUGCUUCCCUUCCUUAGAGCUUUCUUUCCCUCUGUUGCUAAGUGCUGAAAAUGGCAUCUUCACGAUCACCACAGUGAGCCCAGCUCUCCUCGGCCCUGCCUAGGAUGCACUCUUGUAACACGCAUGGCUCCUGAACCUGGAGUUGAUCCCAUUACGUCACGGCCUCCGAUCUGGUUGCUUUCUUAAAUCAACUGCUUUAACUACACUUUACAAGGCUGUUUUACCCAAAUACACAGAUAGGACUUUCUAUGCAUGUUCCCCUCCUCCCCCAUUGCCAUCCUCUCUCUGCCAGGAGAACUUGAGAACUAGCUUUUUACUCCUAGCGGUGUACAUUUAAUUUUAAAACGUUUGCAAUGUAUCAUGCUUGUUGCCGAAAUUGUUAAUGGCCUUUCCGUUUCAGUUUUUUCUUUCUUCCAAUGGUACUUUAGCUGGUUACAACCUAUAUUGUUGAAAUGCAGGUGGCUUCUUUAGGAAUAACUUUUAUAUUUAUUUAAGAAUUUUUAAAUUAUGGGAUUUGUGUUGUUGUUGUUGUCUUUGUUGUUGGUCAUUUGUCAAUAUUCAGUCACCAAUUCUGCUCACUUCUUGCCAUGGAUAAAAUUGAGUCUUUCUGGCCAAUUAAAAAAGACAGCUUUAUAAAAUGGCACUUUAAACAAGCCAUAGAUAGUUUUAUUUUUAUAAUACACAUGGCAAAGCAAAUACACUUUGAUGAAGGAACUGCUCAUCUAAGCAAAAGAUUCGUGUAUGAUAUGAUUAAAUCUCUCUACGUUCUGAUUUACUCACCCCCCCCACCCCCUCCCGCCAACUUGAAUGUGUUUUUAAAGGCUAAUUAUCAACUCAGACGAGCAGUGAGAAACCGAUCAAACCACCGUUCUCCAGCAAGCACCCUCCACCGGACACCUCUUACUACUGCAGAUGUGUCAUUCCCUUUGAUAGGACCAGGGACCAUGUAGUUAAGGUGAGGGUUGUGGUAGAUGCUUCCGGUGUCACCGUGCCUGUCCGUUUGAAGGGCUUCCUUUUCCUGUAGAGAACAAGUCCGCCCAGGCUCCAUGCUUCUGCUAACUCAAGGACCUGGCAGACUCUCCACAUGCCGCCCGCAUACACAUACGUGUACAUGCACAAUAGUGUUGAUUAUUCCGGACAAUAACAGGGUAAGGCGGCUGAUUUGCCAUUGUUAAAAACUGAUUGAUAGUAACUUAGAACAACUGUACUUCGGUUGGAUUAGCAAAUCGUGUGUUUAAACAAAUCCCAUAUGUUGGGCAGCAGUUCAAAUAAGCACAGCGAAGUGUUGCCCACACGUGGUUCUCUGACUCUCCCACGUUUGUAAGGCUGGGCUUCAGGAUCAAAAACAAAAACCCCCAACAGCAGCACGCAAAUGCUUUUUAAUUCUCUGGACACCCUCACCGUAAAUUCUUGAUAUUCAAGGUCUAAUGAGGAAGACGUGGGGAAUUAGUGGCCCUGUUUCAAAAGAACAAAACCAUCAAGUGUUCCAGUUAUCUUUGUGUCUUAUUUUUACAAAGUGAUGUCCCGACAGGGAAGAACGUGAGCCUGUGUGUGAUCUCCAAGUCCCAGCUUGAGUGUGGGACGUGCUUCCAGAUGCCACCCGGCAGCAGUGCCUUCCCGUUUCUAAAGGACAUCCUGUGGCAUUCAGAGUCAGGCAGGCAGUUUGAGGUGCCUUUACGAGAGGGACAGAGAGACAUGCUGGGUGGGGCUGGGAGAGGACAAUUAUUGACAGUGAUGUGCAAUGAAGUGACAAGAUGAGAGCAGAAUAAUAAGAGCUUUGAAUUUGAAGUGAUUUUUUUUCAUAAGUUAUUUAUUCCUUUUUUUCUGUGUAAAUAUAUUUAUUUUACUGUGGAGCUCUAACAACAUCUGGAUCGUAACAUGUGCAGAAUGUAUGUAGGAAUUUAUUCUCCUGUAGGAAUGUCAAUCUGUAUUAAAAGGGGGUCCGAGCCAGACCCCUGGGUCUUCUCAUCGUAUGCACAGUCCACGUUCAUUUUUACUCUCUCCUCUAAUAUGGGUCGAUUUGAAAUAUGCAAAAGGUAUGGAUGAGGAAUGUUUUAAUACCUCCAAAUUUUUAAGAAAAUCAAGCAUCAAAGGGUUGAUAUUUUUUAAAGUUUUUCUAGUCGCACUUUCUCUGACAGAAGGGGCAUCCACACCGACGCCCUCGCUCACACCAAAAGGGUGAGAGCUAGCCACAGCCGCCUCCACCGGAGUGUCUUUCUCAAUUGUGCUGUUUAUUGCCAUAGCCCCUUGGAGUGUCCCAGCUGCUCUGAGAUCGAUCAAGGAAAUUCCUUAAAUAAAUAAACUCCAAAGAGCCAAAGUGUCAACUUACGGAUCAUUUUUAAAGCUUAAAUUUAUUAACCACCUUUGUGGUAAACAAUGAAUUAUGAAUCCGCAGGGCAGCCUUCUCAAAUGACAGGUGCAAAAAAUAAUAAUAAGAGAGAGAGAGACUCUACUUUGUGCAGCGAUUGUUAUUCUCUGUAUGAAUUGUCUUAAUUUCAAAAUCUUGCUGUUACAAAUUGGACCUUUAUAUGCUUUCUGAAAAUAAUUGAAAAGAGCAUAUUUAACCUGUUUCGGCUGGAAAUGGUUGACUUCCAGUAACUGCCAACGGCAGUGAGGUGUGUGCGUCCUGCUUAUGUACAGUUGUUUUCAGGGCUUCUAAGAAUGAGUCUGAAUGGUUCUUGAGAAUUAGCCAGGAUCAAAUGCUCUUGCAAGCAAAGCCAAUAAAAAUUUUGGACGUCUUUUGGGGAUAACAAGUUUGGAAGGGAAGUCGGUCCAUACGAGCAAACAACCAAGAUUUGGAAAAGAUGUACAUAGUGACAUGUUUGGUGCAUGGUUUUUGAGGAGGGCUUUUGUCAAACAGGAGGUGUAACCUUUCCCCCACAGACCUGAGAGCUGUGCCUUUUCUAUGCAAUAUUACUAGACGUUACAUCGGAACCCAGAUGGUUGUAUUCACAUGUAGGUUUGGGCUGUAAUCUAAACAAUUGGACAGAUUAAAUGUACAUGGAAAUGAGCAGUCUUACUUUUGUAGUUUUAUAUUAUACAAUAAACAGUUAAAAGAUGA
Molecule: messenger RNA, 12543 nt
Organism: Orcinus orca (killer whale)
Lineage: Eukaryota; Metazoa; Chordata; Mammalia; Artiodactyla; Delphinidae
Gene: SERTAD2
Product: SERTA domain containing 2
Exons: 3
Coding region: 7323-8258 (311 amino acids)
Cellular component (GO): nucleus
Molecular function (GO): transcription regulator activity
Source: RefSeq, a predicted model, not a curated record